Orcinus orca (killer whale) is the source of this 2513-nucleotide messenger RNA. RefSeq names its product 40S ribosomal protein S26-like. The transcript has a single exon. Lineage: Eukaryota; Metazoa; Chordata; Mammalia; Artiodactyla; Delphinidae. Gene Ontology annotation, cellular component: ribosome; cytosolic small ribosomal subunit. The record is from RefSeq and is a predicted model, not a curated record. The coding region runs from base 2100 to 2405 and encodes 101 amino acids. Gene Ontology annotation, biological process: translation. Gene Ontology annotation, molecular function: structural constituent of ribosome; mRNA binding.
UGUUUGCUCCAUUUCGGAUUGACUUGGCCCUCUGCUUUCCAACUUCCCCCCAAAGAAAUUAGUCAUGAUGGUGAACUUCUUAAGAGGAAGUGGCUAUAAAGUGCAAAAUCAGUAAAAGCAACCAGCCAGUAAACCAGGUUUAUACUCGGCCAAGGUAGAUUUAAUCCAGGCUCAGAGUCAAGGAAUCACUGAAUUCUAGUGCUGGAAGGAACUAAAAUUUACUUAUAUUAACCUAAAAAUUCUCUUGAUUUCCAGUCUUCUAAGGAAAAAAAAAGAAAUUAGUUUUAUUAUAUUUCUUGACCUAUAUUUAAAGCCAGACCAUAAAAUUUCUAAAGGUACUAUUUUCCCUGCCAAACUUUGACCUGUGUGCUUUUUACCGCGGGGCUCUAGCCAAGAAGGAAGAAAGGGUGUAAUUCUGCAUUUAUGUGAGUUCCACAGCUCUUUAAAUGACAAUCCCGGAAGACUGGAUGUUUCUCUGAUAAGGUGUUCUUUUCAGACCUCUGCUUCUUCUCCCUUCCCAACUUUUCUUUACCAUCCCCUCCCAGCUUAUCUCUGUGCUCUCUAUUAGGGUAUAGGUAGGCAGGGUGUGGUCAUUAUUUAGCUGCUAAUUUUGUUAAUUUAGCCUCAAACAGCAGUUUUACAAAUGAACUAACAUUUGAGAAACUGAAACACAAAGGUGAUAAGAAACUCAGAAAAGUACAGUUGACCUUUAGUCAGCUAGUCAGAGGAUAAAAGAAUGCUAUUCAGAGAGUAGAGUUCGGUGUGGUUAUUGGGUGAAGCUGGUGUAAUUAGAGGUAGCUGGCAGAUCCUGCAGAAUUAGUUACUCUGGGUAAGUAAGGAAAUAUUCACAGGACCUCCCUGGUGGUCCAGUGUUUAAUACCCUGUGCUUCCACUGCAAGGGUCACAGGUUUGAUCCCUGGUCUCCCUGGUGUCCAAGGUCGGGGAACUAAGAUCCCGCGUGCCAAGCUGCAAACUGAUGGGUAAGACUGCAUCUCCAGUCUUUCAUUCAGUUUGAGGAAAUAAUGAUUGCUCUUAAUUUAAGUGAGUGUAUCUGUCAGUCAAUGGCAUACGUAAUCAGUCCUAGCUUUGUUUAUGGCAGGACAAACUUUCCUUAUUACUACUUAUGAAGCCACAUAACUCAGACUGGGCCUUGAACCCACCGUCUUUUCAUUGAGAUCACACACCUGAUCUCAAGACUUAAUGAAGCUUAGGUUCUUUAUGGCUCCUUGUGGAAAGAACUCAGUGAGAGACAAAGUGAUAGGUAAGAAGUGUUUAUUUAGAGAGAUACACAUUCCAGAAUGGCCCUGGGAGAAACACAUUUCACAGACAGAGUGUGGGCCAUCUCAGAAGGUGAGAGGCCUCGAACUAUGGGCUGGUUAAUUUGAUGGCUAAUGAAUGGGAGGAUUAUUCCAACAAUUUUAGGGAAGAGGUGGAGAUUUCCAGGAAUUGGGCCACUGCCCACUUUUUGACAUUUUAUGGUCAAACUUGGAGCUGUCAUGGUGCCUGUGGGUGUGUCCUUUAGCAUGCUAAUGUAUUAUGAGUGUAUAGUGAGGUUCAAGGUCUACUGGAAGUUGAAUCUUGGACAUAAUCGGUUCUAACCAGUUUAUGUCAUAUCCUCAGUGGCUAUGUUGUUCUUUUAAAGGUUGUGCCCGGCUUCCUUCCUCCUAUUUCACUUGCACAUUCCUAAUGUCUUCAAUAAGGCACUCAGUAUAAAGCAAAUAUUUUAUUAAAGACAAACCUAUUGUUGUGGGAAUUCUACCCAGAACUAUCAGCACAGCCUUUAACUUUACAAUCGAUUGAACUUAUAUAUGAAACUCAAGGUAUUAUAGCUAUGUGUCUAUUCCUAAUGCAGGAUUCCUAGCUCCAGAGGAAACAUCUGAGGGCAUUCAUGACCUGUCAAAAAGUGAAAUGGGAAUUUGAGAUACUUAUAUAGAAAAUUGAGACCAAAAUAACACUUGGAAUUUCAAAUAUCUAGAAUCCUAUGAGACAAUAUGUUGAGCUAAAUUUUCUGAAUGGGUACAUCUCAGUCUGUGAACGUGCAGUCUCCGUGAUCACUGCUUUAAGAAACCCACUAUAGCCUCUUUCGCCUCGCUUCCAAGAUGACCAAGAAAAGAAGGAAUAAUGGUCGUGUCAAAAAGGGCCGCGGCCACGUGCAGCCUGUUCGCUGUACUAACUGUGCCCGAUGCGUGCCCAAGGAUAAGACCAUUAAGAAGUCCGUCAUUCGUAACAUCCUAGAGGCUGCGGCCGUCAGGGACAUUUCCGAAGCGAGUGUUUUCGACGCCUAUGUGCUUCCCAAGCUGUAUGUGAAACUGCAUUAUUGCGUCAGUUGUGCCAUUCACAGCAAGGUAGCCAGGAAUCGUUCUCGGGAAGCCCCGAAGGACCGAACACCUCCACCCCCGAUUUAGACCUGCUGGUGCUGCCCCACGACCUCCACCAAAGCCCAUGUAAGGAGCUAAGUCCUUAAAGACUAAAAUACUGUUCCCUGGAAAGACAAUAACGUGGAAAUUAUACUU